CUCUUUUCGCUAAUCGGUUUGGAUUUCGAUUAGUCUCUCUUUAAAAUUGUGCGGAUGCGGAUGUAAUAAAAACUGUUGACGCGGAUGUAACACAAUUUUGUUAUUGUGUAUGGAUUGAGUCCUUCACUUGUGUUUGUAAUACGUGCAAUGCGUGACUUCGGAAAAAAGUUUUAAAAAAUGAAAAAAAUGAAGAUGUAAUUUUUUAAAAACCGAUGUGUUGUGAAUGUAAUUCGGUUUAGUAUGAAUUAAACCGUUUAAAAAAAUUUGAAUCCAUACCGAAAGUUAUAACAAAUCCGUAAGGAAUUACAUAGUGUAUAUAGUCAAUGUGUAUAAAGAAAAAAAAGCACGAAGUGAAUAUAGCAAAGCAAAAGGUAGAGCAGUUUGUUUGUGUAUGUGUGUAUAAAGUGGGAAAGGAUGAAGAAUAGCAAGUAAAAGUAACAAGCAAAAAAUAAUAGACGAUUGGAAAAAAGCCAAAUAAUGUCAAGCGGCGAAUAGUGCAAUAAAAGAUCUCAACAGAGGAAUAGCAAAUAUGGUGUCUUACAUAUCAAAUUAGCAUAUAUUUUUACGAUCAAAUUAUAAGAAACAGGGUAAGAUUGCCCCUAAACCAGACAAAUAAUAAUAUUUUUCAGUGUCAAAAUAUGUGUACAUAUGUACAUGUAUAUAGUAUAUAUAAUAUGUGCUUCAGUGUUAACCGGUAGAUAUAUGUAGGUUUUUAAAUAAAUGAAUGCAAGUGAAUUGAGGGAAGAAGUGAGUGCUGGCACUACAUGUGCACAAAAAGCAUAAAAAAUAUAUUAAAAAAAAAAAAAAUUAAAAAUGCUAUUACAUUCAUUGUCAAAGAAAAUGAUUCUAGUAAGUUUUAUGUGUUUGUUGUGCUUGGUGGCUGUGGAUGCUAGAGGUGCAGCAAGCGGUGAUAACUUUUCAUAUAGAGCUACAAUAACAACAACAUCUGGACCAGAAGUACAUACAAGGACUUUAAAUGAUAAACGCUCCUGCCCUCCCACCUAUUUUACCUGUUCCGAUGGCAGCUGUAUACCAAUGCGUUGGAAGUGCGAUUCCAAGCCUGACUGUGCCGAUGGCUCCGAUGAGCCGAGUGACUGUGUGAACGCUUCCAAAUGCAACGAGGGUCAAUUUCAGUGCACGCAUUCCAGAAAAUGUAUACCCAAUAAUUGGGUUUGCGAUAGCGAGUACGAUUGCGGCGAAAUCGAUACAUCGGAUGAGACGAAUUGCCAUUCCGUUGCAUUGAAAUGCCUGCCGUAUCAGAGUGAAUGCAGCAACGGUGUCUGCCUGGACAUAUCCCGCUUCUGCGACGGCUUGUGGGAUUGUGAUAGCGAUGAGCUCAAUUGUGAUACACAGGAUGCACAAUGCGCGCAUCUUAAUUGUUCCUUCAAUUGCAAGUUGACCACACGGAACGGACCCACCUGUUAUUGCCCGCUCGGCCAGGUACCCGUCAAUGGUACACAGUGUGCCGACUUCGAUGAGUGCAGCGUAGAGGGCACCUGCGACCAGGUGUGCCACAAUACGCCGAGUUCGUAUGAGUGCAGCUGCGUGGCAGGCUAUGUGAAGCAGAGGAAUCACUGUAUGGCUAUAAAUGUGCCACCGAGUGAAAACGCCUCACUUGUUUUCUUCACGCAAGACGAUAUGCGUCGCGUGGACAGCAACGGUGUGCUACUUGACCACUUUGUGUCCGGUGAAGUGUCUGCCAUCGAAAUUUGGCAUCGCAAUCGUACCGUGUGUGCCAUGUACUCCAGCGCCUGGACGACGGUCAGCAUGCGUUGUCAUCGUAUCGAUGAUAUGAAUGUCAGCUGGCCCAUGCCGUUGCCGGGAAUUGUGGCCAGCAUGCUUUCUAUAGAUAAACUCUUGUUAGACUGGAUAUCUGGUAAUUGGUAUUUCCUCAAUAAUGAGCUGAGUCUCGUCUUCAUGUGUACGAAUUCCAUGAAAUAUUGUAAUGUGCUAUUGGAGGAUGUCAUGAAUCCCUCAUCAUUGGUGUUGGAUCCCACCAAAGGUUUCUUGUUUUUUACCGAAUGGAGUCCCACUUUAUCCCGCGUCACUCUAGACGGCCGCAAUCGCACCACUUUGGUUUCAACGCAAAUUUAUUAUCCCAGUCGCAUGGCAUUGGAUUUACCCAACGAACAUGUUUACUGGAUAGAUAUCUAUAAGGAUUUCAUUGAGCGCGUCGAUUACGAGGGACGUAAUCGUUGGGCGAUGAAGAAGACCGCAGAUACUCACUUUGUACUCAAAUCGCUACAUGCUGUCGAAGUUUUUGAAAACACCGUCUACCUAGCGCCUUGGGUUGAUACCGUUAUUGUUAAGGUCAAUAAAUUUACGCUAAAACCUGAGCAAAUCGUGGAUGAUGCUGACAGGCCAUAUGACUUUCGGGUUUUCCAUCGCCAGAAGCAGCCGGAAGUGGCUCAUCAAUGUCGUGACAACAACGGCAAUUGCAAUCAAAUCUGCAUACCGCUAUGGACGAAAAAUUUCGCCACCGUCCAAUGCCAAUGCACUGCCGGCUAUAAAUUACACAACCGCACGGACUGCGUGCAGGUGCGCACUGAUAAGUUUUUACUCUACAGCAAGGAGCGUUUGGCCAGCAUCAGCGGUGUCUCGUUAAACGUGCAGGAGGUGCAAGAGUUAGUCACACGUGGUGAGCACACCGAUGCCAUGGUGCCGAUAUAUAAUAUCAGCCGAGCUUUGAGCAUCGACGUGAAUGUGCAGGAUAAAUUGGUGUAUUACGUUGUGAUGAAGGCCUCGAGUUACGCGCUCUACAGUCAGUCCAUUGUCAGCGGCGAGCGCACAUUGUUGGCUAAUGGCAGCGUAAGCUCAUCGGUCUUGGCCUACGAUUGGAUCGCGCAGCAUAUGUACUGGGGCGAGGGAAACGCGCUGCGUGUGGCGUCCAUAAAAAAUAUGAGCAACAUUUUUACUCUGCCUAUAGUUGAGAUGCCGAUUUCCUUGGCGUUACAUCCCACCGAAGGCAAGCUAUAUUUCACGCAUUGGCUUGGCGAUGCAAAAGGCAAGAUCUACAGUGCUUGGCUUGAUGGUACACACAAAACUGUGUUGGCUGAGACUGUAAAGGAUAUGCCCAUGUCCUGGCCACUUAGUUUGAGUAUCGAUCGGAGAGGCAAAAAGUUGUACUGGUGUGAUGUUAAGACGUACAGCAUAGAACGUAUGAACUUGGAUGGCUCACAACGUGUUGUGCUCUUCAAGGAUGCACAAUAUCAUCCGUUGUCUAUGGCGUUUCAUAAUGGCGUUGUCUAUUGGGUGGACAAGCGGAAUGGUACCAUACAGCGAUUUUCAGUGAACUCAAAUACGUUCAGAACACCUCUGAAGGGCAGCCAAACGAGCGUACAUCUUUUGGCACGUGUUGGCACAAAUCACCUCCGUGUCUUCGAUGCCGCUACUCAGCCAAUAUCGGUCUCAAUGAAUUCAUGUGCGAAAUCAAAGUGCCCGGGUAUUUGCUUAGACACGCCACAGGGUCCUGUCUGUCGUUGUCCGGAUAAUUUCACCCUGAACGCCAACGGUCUGCAAUGUAUACGACAAGUGAUGUUGACUGAGCCAUCGGGCAAUUGUUCAUUGGGAUUUCAAUGCAUCAAAUCAAAACAGUGUGUCGAUACAAAAGACGUGUGUGAUGGGUUCGAUGACUGCAGUGAUGGUAGCGAUGAAAGCAAUGAACCGAACGGACCCUGCAAUAUGAAGAAAUGCGAUUUGAGUUUACAUUUCAUCUGUAAUGAUCGUUGCUAUCAGCGCUCCUUGCUCUGUAGUUCUAUUGCCUACUGCAAGGAUGGCACCGAUCAGUUGAAUUGUGAGACUCACACGUGUAAUAGUAAUGAGUUUACGUGCGCGAAAAGCGGCAAAUGUAUUCGACUAUCGUGGGUUAACGACGGUGUGGCGGACUGUGGACCCGAUGACUCGUCAGACGAGAUGCUGGCUGCAUUUGAUAUGGAAGAAAAAUGCCCGGAAUUUGACUGUAAAAAUGGCAAGUGUCGACCAUUUUCGGACGUUUGUGAUGGAAUAGACCAGUGCGGCGACAAUUCGGACGAACGCGGCUGCGAGUUCGAGUGCGGACGCGAUGAGCAUUACUGUGUGCCCAUCGGCUGCUAUGGCGAGCUACAUAUGUGUGACGGUAUCCAAGAUUGUGCUGAUUUUAGCGAUGAAGCAAAUUGUAAUGAGACGAAGAGCGACAAUCAUCCCAUAGAUUUGGGUGAGGUGCACGUUUGUGGCAGUAAAGAGUUUGGCUGCUUAGAUCCGUUCGAGUGCAUACCAGAGUAUUUGCGUUGCGAUGGUAUACCUCACUGCUACGACAAGUCGGACGAACUCAAUUGCACCAGCAUAAACGCUUCGCGCGUGGAUUUUAAUGAGACGAUAUUUUCCUGUGAAGCGCCAGACCGCCUUUGCGCCGUGUCGAAUAAAUGCAUCAGUGUUAAGCAACUCUGCGAUGGCCACAUCGAUUGUGAAGACACCACCGAUGAGGGAUUUCUGUGUGGUGAUAAAAUGUGCGAAACGGCGAACGAAUGCUCGCACUAUUGCCACAAUGCACCGGAGGGUUUCAUCUGUUCAUGUCCGCCCCACAUGUACCUGCAGCCAAAUGGUCGACGAUGCAGCAUGCAACAUGCUUGUGAGCAUUGGGAUACCUGCUCGCAAAUAUGUGAAACUGUUGGCAAGGUGUACGAGUGUAAGUGUCACGAAGGCUAUGAGCUCGAAUAUGAUCGCUUCAGUUGUAAGAGCACCGCGGAGGAUGAACCCUAUGUCAUAUUUACGAAUCGUCAGGAGAUACGCGGCGUCAAUUUGCGAAAGUCGGUGGUGAGCAAUUUCUAUACCUCGUUGCGUAAUACGAUCGCUUUAGACUUUCUCUACAACAACGAGUCGGUGCAGAUAUUUUGGACAGAUGUAAUCGAUGAUAAAAUCUACCGCGGCUAUUUGGUGGGUGAGAGUUUGCGAAAAGUGGAGGCUGUGGUGCAUUCUGGUUUAUCCACCACCGAGGGUUUGGCGGUGGAUUGGAUCGGCAUGAAUCUAUAUUGGGUCGAUUCGAACCUUGAUCAGAUAGAGGUGGCAAAACUGAACGGCAGCUAUCGACGUACACUGGUUGCCGGUGCAAUGGAGAGUCCACGCGCAAUAGCGCUCGAUCCACGUGAGGGCUUACUCUUCUGGACCGAUUGGGAUGAUAAUUUUCCACGGAUUGAGCGUUGCUCGAUGGCAGGCGAAUAUCGUCGCACUAUCUCCACCACUUCACAGGUGUCAGCUGGUUGGCCAAACGGUCUGACUUUGGACUACACACAGAAGCGGGUUUAUUGGGUGGACGCCAAGUCUGAUUCCAUUUCAACAAUUAAAUACGACGGAUCCGAUCAUCAUCUGGUGGUGCGUGAUAAGGAUAUACUAUCGCAUCCGUUCGCCAUAUCUGUCUUCGAGAAUUAUGUAUAUUGGACCGAUUGGCGCACCACGUCUGUGAUACGUGCCAAUAAGUGGAACGGUUCCAAUAUUCAGGUUAUCCAACGUACGCAGACCCAGCCGUUUGGCAUACAAGUGUUGCAUUCCAGUCGACAGCCACAGGGGCAGAAUCCGUGUGGCAAUAAUAAUGGGGGCUGCUCACAUUUGUGUUUGCUGACCGUGAAAAAAGGUUACAAAUGCGAGUGUCCGCACAUAAUGCGCUUGGAUCCCACAGAUCACCGCACUUGCGUGCCCAACGAACAGGUGCUGCUCUUCAUUAUGGGCGAUGAGAUACGCGGCAUUGACUUGAUGCAACCCAACCAUCAUACGAUACCCACCAUAAGACAAUCACCUCAGGUGCUAGCGCCCCAGCGUAUUGACUUUACCGUAGACGAUAGCCGCAUUUAUUGGUCCGAUGUACAGUUAAAUGAAAUCAAGACCGCGGGUAUUUCGAACGGACUUAUCGAUACCAUUAUCAAUACGGAUAUCCAGAAACCCUAUGGGUUCGCUAUUGACUGGAUAGCGCGGCACAUGUACUUUUCCACGGGAAAAACGAAAUGUCAAAUAUUGGCGAGCAAUUUGAAGGGCGAAUAUGUCACGGAGAUACAUAGAGACCUCAAUUUGGUGGAGAGUAUAGCCUUGGAUCCUGCGAACGGUAAAAUGUAUUGGAUACACUCGGAGCGUGACUCGGAACUGUGGCUCAUUGAGCAGAGUAAUUUAGACGGUUCAUCGCGUAGUGUCAUUGUACAGCAUAACAAGACACUGCUCAGUCUGACAACGGACUUCGAUUCUCAGCGUCUGUAUUAUGUUUACGAUAACUCAGGCAUUGCCUACUACGACAUCGCGCGAAAGAUCGUUGUUGAAGCUCUGCAAUCAAGUGAGAUUAUGACCAUCAGUUCGGUAACAGUCUACAAUGGAUCUAUAUAUUUUCCGGAGAAUAUACAAAGUGCUAUCAUGAGUUGCGGCAAAGACUCGUGCUAUAACAUGACGAGUGUGCGCACCAAUACAAGUGAGUGUUAUUGUGCUUCAUUUUCUGGAGCUCAACAUGCUAAUUGUCAUUUGGUAUUUUGUGCUCUAGAGAUUCGGAAGCUUUACAUAUCCUAUAUCUGCCUCAGUCCAUCCACUUCAUACGUUCUGAUUUUUGAUUCAGUUUUGGGCAUCCACAUUUAUCUUUUCCUUAUUUUUUCAGAAAGCAUUCAAUCGCUGAAGAUGUUCUAUUCGGAAGCACAGACCGGCACGAACAAUUGUGCGGGACCACGUCGUGGGGGCUGUGAACACCUCUGCUUGGCUACAUCAGCCACUGAACAUGUCUGUCGAUGUGCUAUUGGAUACGAUGUGGUUAAAACAAAUGCUUCACGUUGCGUGGGGAAAUCUGAAUUCGUCUUCUAUUCCAAUCACGAGCUUAAAGGCAUUGAGCUUUACGAUCCUAAUAGACCGGAAUCACAGUUCGAAGAGAAACCGGCGCUUGGUCCGAUUUCACGCAUCUCACUCGCCACGUAUAUUGACUACGACACCAAAGAGGACUUUCUGUAUUGGGGCGAUAGUGAACGUGGCACAAUUUCGCGCAUCAAACGCGAUGGCACACUGCGCUUUGAUAUACUCCCAGCCGUUGACACUACAGACCCCAAGCAGCAAGAUUGGUUGGGUGGCAUCGCUGUGGACUGGGUUGCCGGAAACAUUUAUUGGAGCGAUAUGAAGCGUAAUCUCAUCGAAGUAGCUCGGCUAGAUGGCACUCACCGACACGUUGUUGUCUCCAAUGUAGAAGCACCAACGGCACUGGCCAUAGACCCUGUGCAGGGCUUACUUUUUUAUGUGGGUAGUGGCGUGAUUGGCCGCACAGGCUUAGAUGGAAGCCAAUCAUUCAUACUCGUGAAUCAAACGGGCACGGUGAGCAACCUCAUAUUGGACAUUGAUGCUACCAAGGUGUAUUGGUGUGACAGUGGUUCGAAUAUUAUCAUGAAGGUGGAUUAUGAUGGCAAUCUGAAGACGCCACUACUCAAUAAUUCACUCGACAAUCCGGUGGCACUGGCCAAACUCGACGACUAUCUAUACUGGGCGGACAACAACAACAACAAGGGUAGUAUAAAGGUGGCACCGAUUACAAAUUUAUCAGAUUUCAAGGAGAUACUUCAAUCAGAAGGUAAUGCUCUCAAAGACCUGAAAGUCUUCUCACGACGUGUGCAAAGGGGUACCAAUAUGUGCGCGGAAAAUAAUGGCGGCUGCGAGCAUUUAUGUCUGUUCAACGGCACCAGCGCCAUAUGCGCCUGCUCACAUAGCCGCGUAGCCUCCGAUGGCAGCUCCUGUGAGCCAUACGAUAGUUUUUUACUCUUCUCAUACCGCAGCACCAUUGAAAGCAUACAUAUGACAGACCACACAAACAAGAACGGCCCCAUUCACGCCAUACACAACACGACUUAUAUGCGGAAUGUCAUUGCUUUGAGCUAUGAUUAUGAGAACAGCGUUAUAUUUUAUUCGGAUGUGCAGAUGAGCACUAUCAACUCGGUGCAGUUCAAUGGCAGUCGAAACCAGGUGCUGGUGAGCCAUCAAGGUCGCGUUGAGGGUCUCACUUAUGACAUCGUGAAUAAAAUGCUCUUCUGGACUUCGAAUAAUGAUGCAUCCAUCCGAAGCUUGGAGCUGCUGCACGUUAGCGAGAACGCAGACAAUAAUACCCAGUAUGUGAAGCGAUUGCUGAUGCUGAACUCCAAUGAUAAGCCACGGGGCAUUGCGGUGGAGCCUUGUAUGGGUAUGAUUUACUGGACGAAUUGGAAUGAGGAGACUCCAUCCAUACAACGCGCAUAUGUUACUGGCUAUGGUGUCGAGUCCAUUAUACGAACCGACGUUAAGAUGCCAAACGCGCUUACAUUGGAUUUCGAUGAACAUAAAUUGUAUUGGGCGGACGCACGUCUUGACAAAAUCGAACGCGCCAACUAUGAUGGCUCCCAUCGCACUGUAUUAGCGCAUUCCACGCCAAAGCAUGCCUUCUCGAUGGCUGUUUAUGGCGAUUUACUCUUCUGGACAGACUGGGUGUUGCACGCUGUGGUGCGCGCCAGCAAAUAUUCCGGCGCAGAUGUGGUAUUUCUGCGAGAGAAUAUCGAUCGGCCCAUGGGCAUUAUCGCUGUGCAAAAUACCACCAUAAAUUGUGACUCGAACCAAUGCAAGAUAUUGAACGGCGGCUGCGAGGACGUGUGCAUAUUGAGUAAGAACGGCACAGCAAGCUGUCAGUGCUCGAGGGGUACAUUGGCGCCGGACGGACGACGCUGUUUGUUAUUGCCCAACAAGAACUGUGAUAAAGAUCAAUUCUCUUGCAUAUCCGGUGAGUGCAUACCCCUGGAGUUGACCUGUGAUAACAUAACACACUGUUUGGAUGGAUCCGAUGAGCGCCGCAGCUAUUGUAUACUGCGCGAGUGCCCAGCACGCUUUUUCAUGUGCAAUAAUCAUCGGUGCAUACCACAGAACCAGACUUGCGACGGGGUACAUCAAUGCGGCGAUGGCUCCGAUGAGUCUGAGUUGGUUUGCAAAUGUGAGCCCGACAAGUUCCGCUGUAAUAGCGGCGAGUGCAUUUCUAUGCAGUUUGUCUGCGAUAAUGUGCGCGACUGCAAGGAUUUUAGCGAUGAGAAACAUUGUCCGCCACGUGAAUGCCCUAGAGGCGAUGUGCUAUUCGAACACUGCGUCAACUCUUCGUCCUGCUUCAUGCCGUCUUGGCGUUGUGACGGCGAUAAUGACUGUCCGGACGGCAGUGAUGAGUUGAAUUGUGAGAACGUACAUAAGGUGCCUUGUGGACCGGGGCAGUUUCAAUGUCCGAAUGGGCGUUGCAUCAAUGAAAAAUGGCGUUGUGAUGGCGAAAAUGAUUGUAAAGAUGUGGUAAAUGGUUUGAGUGCUGACGAGGUAGGCUGCAAGACGCAGUGUCGGAAGAGCGAGUUUCAUUGCGGCAAUACUUGCAUACCCAGCAGUUGGCAGUGCGAUGGCAAACCGGACUGUGAUGAUGGCUCGGACGAGGGUGCCCAGUGCCCGAACCGUAUAUGUCGGCCGCACUUCUUCCAAUGUAAGUCAUCGGGACGUUGCAUACCACAGAAAUGGGUUUGUGAUGGUGAGCAUGACUGCCCCGCACCAGGCAGCGAAGACGAAGGAAAACAUUGCGCUGCGGGUUCGGUGCAACAUGAGCUCGAGUGCUUACCGCCGUCUUUUCUCUGUUCGAAUGGCAUGUGUUUGGAUCGGCGCUACGUUUGUGAUGGAGAUCAUGAUUGUCCUGAUGGCGAAGACGAGUAUGAAAGUUGUGAGCCAUUCGCGCAAGCUCAAGUUUGCGACAGCGCGACGGAAUUCCAAUGUCACGAUUUACAAUGUAUUGCUAAGAAUCUUACAUGUGACACCAAGCCUGACUGUGUUGAUGGUUCUGACGAAGACGCGCAGCUCUGUGUGCACUCACAUAACUUAUGUCAGGGACCGGAUGACUUUCGUUGUGGCAAUGGUGCCUGCAUUUCGACAGAUUUGCUUUGCGAUGGACGCAAUGAUUGUGUAGAUUUCACCGAUGAGGAGCUCUGCAAUGUGGACGAAUGUGUUAUACCCGACUUGUGCGAGCACAAAUGUGUGGAUAAGGUUAUUGGUUUCGAGUGUCAGUGCAAUCCUGGCUAUAAGCUGCUCGCCUCCAAUCAACAUUUAUGUGACGACAUCGACGAGUGCCAUGAACAACAUCCUUGUUCGCAGAUUUGCGUCAACACUUAUGGCUCCUACAAGUGUCUCUGUGGUAAGGGUUAUGAACUAGUUGACCACAACACCUGUAAAGCCACAACCAAUGAGACCGUAAAGUUCAUUUUCGCCAACCGCUACUACAUUCGCCAAGUGGAUAUGCGCGGUAACGGCUCCAUACUCAUCCAUCAGCUGUCUAACGUAGUAGCUUUGGAUUUCGAUUGGGAAACGAAAUGUCUUUACUGGUCAGAUGUAACAUCGGCGGUGGGGAUGAUUAAGCGCUAUUGUCCUGCUGAAAACAAAACGUCCACUUUGCAUCAAGCAAUGAUCAAGAAUCCCGACGGUUUGGCAGUAGAUUGGGUGGGGAAGAACUUGUACUGGUGCGACAAAGGCUUGGACACAAUUGAAGUCUCAAAAUUAGAUGGCAAAUACCGACGUGUGCUAAUCAAUGAAAAUUUACGUGAGCCACGCGGCGUCGCGCUGGAUCCCUUCAACCGUCAUAUAUUCUGGUCGGAUUGGGGUGAUAAUCCGCAUAUAGGUAAGGCUGGCAUGGAUGGUUCCAAUCCGCGUAUGAUAAUAAGAGAUAACUUGGGUUGGCCAAAUGCGCUGACAAUUUCCUUUGAGACGAAUGAACUAUUUUGGGGCGACGCGCGCGAAGACACGAUCUCGGUAUCUGAUUUGGAUGGAAAGAAUAUACGUCUACUGCUGGCACGCAGUAUUAACCCGCAGUUGAAUUUGCAUCACAUAUUCGCUAUCGCAGUGUGGGAGGACAAGGUGUACUGGUCUGACUGGGAGACUAAGUCCAUUGAGUAUUGCAAUAAGUAUAACGGUCAAAAUUGCUCAACAUUGGUCACCAUCAUUCAUCGGCCAAUGGAUCUGAGGAUCUACCAUCCAUACAGACAGCAGCAGCCCUCAACACCCAAUCCCUGCUUGACCGCCGGUUGCUCGACGCUUUGUCUGCUCUCGCCGGAAGCGCCAUACUACAAAUGCGUUUGUCCGAAUAACUUCGUGUUAGGAGAGGAUGGCAAAUCCUGCCAUGCAAACUGCACGGCGGCCCACUUCGAAUGCGCCAACACCUACAAAUGUAUACCCUUUUAUUGGAAAUGCGACACGCAAGAUGACUGUGGGGACGGGAGCGAUGAACCCGCCUCAUGCCCACCGUUUCAUUGCGAACCAGGACAAUAUCAAUGUGAUAACAAGAAAUGCAUCUUUCCCUCGGCUAUCUGCGACAACGCCAAUAACUGUGGCGACAAUUCGGAUGAGCGAAACUGUGAGAAAUUUACUUGCUUCGAAAAUUAUAUGAAAUGCGAAGCUUCGACCAACACGAGCGCCUUCUGCAUAAGUAACAAUAAGAAAUGCGAUGGUGUGAACGACUGUCCGAACGGCGAGGACGAAGCUGGCUGCACCCCUCUCGUCUGCAAUAAGGAGCAAUUCCAAUGUGGCAACAAUCGUUGUGUACCUUACGUGUGGGUGUGCGACGGCGAUGCCGACUGUGCAGAUAAAUCGGACGAAGAGCGUUGUGAUUUGGUCACAUGUGAGCCGAGCGAUUUCCAAUGCAACUCUGGCCGUUGCAUUCCGAUGGCAUGGCGGUGUGAUGGUGAGAACGAUUGUCCGAAUGGUGAAGACGAGCCACCCACUUGCCACUCAUCGAAGGAGAGCUGCGACCCCACCUACUUUAAGUGCAACAACUCGAAAUGCAUACCUGGGCGAUGGCGUUGUGACUAUGAGAACGACUGUGGCGAUGGCAGCGAUGAGUUGAACUGUCAGAUGCGCAACUGUUCUGAGAGCGAGUUCCGUUGCGGCACCGGCAAGUGCAUAAAACACGACUACCGCUGUGAUGGCGAAAUACAUUGCGACGAUAGCAGCGAUGAGAUCAAUUGCAAUAUCACGUGCAAGGCUAACCAAUUCAAGUGUGCGGCUUUCAAUACAUGUAUAAAUAAGCAAUAUCAAUGCGAUGGCGAUGACGAUUGUCCCGACGGUUCGGACGAGGUAAAUUGCACAUGUCCGGCCAACUAUUUCACUUGUGCUAAUGGUAAAUGCAUAAUGUCACGUUGGAAGUGCGACGGCUGGGAUGACUGUACGGAUGGCAGUGAUGAAAGCAUCGACACAUGCGCCCAUGAACACUGCCAUGCCAAUGCCUUUAAGUGCUCCAAUUUGAAGUGUAUACGCAAGUCAGCACUAUGUGACGGUGUAAACGACUGCGAGAAUUCUGAGGAUGAGUCAGAUGAGGUUUGUGCGGCGCUUCCGAAGUGUCGACACGAUCAGUUCCAGUGCGAGAACGAUGAUUGCAUAUCGAAAGCUUUCCGUUGUGAUGGUCAAUACAACUGCAUAGACGGAUCGGAUGAGAUGAACUGUCAGCCCCCAGUGUGCGGUUUUGGCACUUGUUCGCAGAUUUGUAUUGAAAAGAAAGCUGGUCAUUAUAACUGCAAGUGCACGGAGGGUUAUCAGAAGGGGUCAAAGAAGAACGACACCUGUUUGGCGUCAGGACCCGAUCAAAUACUGCUACUCGCCUCCGAACAAGAGUUCCGUUUCAUUUUGCCUGCCAAGCAAGAAGGUACUACUGUAGUAGGUUUCUUCCAAACGGAUAGCCUGAAAAUAGAUGUAUUCGACAUACUUAUCCGCUCGAAAGACACACUCCUCUUUUGGAUUGAUUCGCACCACGGUAAAGUGCAUACAAUGAAAAUCGCCACACCCCAUGUUGAAUCAGGUACACGCGUACGCAGAGAUCUUAAGGAGCUGACUGCAUUUAAUAUACCCGACCUAAACGAUCCCAAAUCACUCGCUGUAGACUGGAUUACUCAAAUGGUUUACAUAAUCGAUUCGCGACACAACCAGAUUAUUGCUACCGACAUUGAUGGCAAGAAGUACGUUUCUCUGGCAUCGACUGGCAUGAAUCCCACCGAUAUUGUGUUGGAGCCAGAAUCGCGUAUCAUGAUUUGGUCCACAUUGGAAAAUGGAAUUUUGGUAGCAUCACUAGAUGGCACGAAUAAGAAGAGUUUAGUCGAGCGUGAUGUGGGUUGGCCCAUUAGCUUGUCGAUCGAUUAUCCUACAGGUCGCUUAUAUUGGGCCGAUUACCGUAAGGGCACAAUUGAAACAUGCAGAUUGAAUGGCAAGGAUCGCAAUGUAGUGCGACGUUUUUCGAACAAAGAAAAACCACAAAAGAUUGACGUGUUUGAGGAUUUCCUCUACAUAAAGUUAUACGAUCAGAGCAUUAUUAAAAUGAAUAAAUUCGGAGUGGAUAAUGGGACUUAUCUGCUGAAAGGCUAUCGUUCAUCCGACAUUGGCAUCUUGCACCCACUGAAGCAGAACCGGAAUAUUACAAAUCCUUGUGCAAAGGAGCCUUGCAAAUCGAGACGUGCACUUUGUAUUCUCUCCUCCGAGGCUCGCAACGGCUUCGCCUGCAAAUGUCCCAAUGAUCUUAUUAUGAUUGAUAAUGAGUGUAAAGCACAUAGCGAAGUGCCCGACUAUUGUCCUUUGAAGUGCAACCUCGGCACCUGCAAAGUGAUCGAUCACGUGCCAAAAUGCAUAUGUCAGCCGCAGUUUGAGGGAGAGCUGUGUGAGCAUUCACGUUGUUCGGGUUAUUGCUUGAACUAUGGUCUUUGUACGGUAGCAUCGCAAUUACCUGGUUCAUUGGAGCCACCCCCACUGAAAUGUACCUGCACUCCUGGCUGGUCGGGACCGCGUUGUGAGACAUCUGUGCCGGAAUGUCAGAGUCGCUGCCAUAACGGUGGUUCCUGUCUCAUCAAUGAGGAAGGCAUGAAGUGCACCUGUCCGGACUUUUAUGUAGGCGCACAGUGUGAGCAUUGCGUGAAUUUGACAUGUGCCAAUGGCGGCAUCUGUCGAGAGACUUUGACCGGCACUACACAGUGCGAGUGUCCGGAUGGUUUCACAGGUAAACGUUGUGAGGUGAACGUCUGCGAUGGCUUCUGUAAGAAUCAGGGUGUUUGCAGUAUCGGCACAAAAGGUGGUCCGCAAUGCCAGUGCCCGGUAGGAUACUAUGGCGAACAAUGCGAAUCUGACUCCUGUCAAACCUACUGUUUGAAUGGCGGCCUAUGCAGCGAGCGCGAACAGCGCUUGAUAUGCAGCUGCAGCGAACGCUUUGAAGGGGAACGUUGCGAAACUGACCUGUGCAAAACAGCAACACCACCCCACUUUUGUGAUGAAUCCGAGCUGCCAUCACGCAAUCCUUGCACGGGUAUCAUCUGCCAGAAUAGUGGUACGUGCCAUGUUAUCAAAGGCAUCGCCAUGUGCAACUGCACCGAUCGCUGGAAUGGCGAGUUUUGUGAGCGUCUCGUGUCUGAGGACAAUCCAUGUGUUGGCUAUUGUAGGAACAGCGGUGUUUGUCAUUUGGACGCGUAUUCGGUACCGCAUUGCAGUUGCAUCGGCGAAUGGGAGGGCGAUUCCUGUAAUUUGCCGCCGAAAUGUGUCAGCGGUUGCGGUGUUUGCCGCACCGGCAGUUCGAUUAAUGAAUGCCUGUGCUCCAACGGAAAAAUAACGCCCUGUUUGGCUGAAAGUACGGAUAAUGUGAAUGUGGAGCGGCAGGAAGGGGAGGAACAUUCUGCGAAUGUCCUUUCAAUAUUAGCAGUUGUACUUUCGGUCAUUGUUUUGCUGCUUACGCUUUUCGGUGGCGCAAUAUAUUUCCUAAAGAAACAUCGCAUAUCCCAACCAUUUUCACAUGCACGUCUCACCGAUAACGUGGAAAUAAUGCUUACGAAUCCAAUGUAUCGAGGCGAUGCCGAUGAAGCGCCUGCCUUUGUACACGAAGAUGAUAAGGGUAAUUUCGCGAAUCCCGUUUAUGAGUCCAUGUAUGCCGACGCCAUUGUCGAACCGGCGGCGGUGGUGGAGAACGUUCUAAGUACGGCGCCCGAUGAGCGAAAAGGUCUCCUACAGCACUCACACGACGACACAAGCACACCAGAUAUUCUUUGAUGAUUAACUACGAAUGAAGUGUGUUAAAUAGAGCGUUGUUUGUACUCCAAUUUGUAGGUUAGAGAGAGAAAAUAAGAAUACAAGAAAAUAGGUGAAAAUAUGAUAACACUAAAUGUAAACGCCAACAACUUUUACAAGCACAUAUAUAUACGAACACACACACACACACACACACACUGAUAUUUAUACACACACCCACACAUACAUGUAAAGGACUGAUAGCGUAACGAAUUUUAACUUUCGCAUAACUUUCGAGAUGCGAAAAAUGAUUGCCAUUGACACAAUUAACACAAUUUAGAUUUCGUAAUUGGUUUAAUAGAGAGAUGCAGUUUAAUAUUAAAACUUCAAUAAUUAAAAAGUAGGAUAAAAUUAAUAGAUUUAUUUGUACAAUCAUAUGCGAAUUGAAGUAAUGUAAAUAUUAUAUUAUAUCUAUAUAUAUAUAUAUAUAUAUACAUUUAUAAGAAAAAACGCAAAAACACUGAAAUGAAAUCGAAUACAUUUUGCUGGUGUUCUGUGAGCUUAUCAAUGAAGCAUAUCAACGCCAGAUAUUUAUAUGUAUGUAUGUACAUGUAGUUAGCAAUUAAGUCAGUCACACUCAUUGCAUUUGUAUUUGUGGCUGUUCAGUAUAAUGACGAGUAUCCAUAUAAAAAAAACUCCAAAUAACGAAAGUGGUUGAUAGGGAGAGGCGAAAGGCCUGCAUGUCCUAAGAUCAUAAUCAUAUACGUGCGUUCUAAUGUAACUUGUGGCUGCAGGCGUUAUCUCAUUCGUUAUACUGAACGUUCACUGUAUUUUACAUACAUGCAUACACAUUUUACAUAGUUUACUAAUUCGAUGCAAUUGCAAUAUAGUCUAAAGAAAUUACGAGGUAGCUAAACAAAGAAAACAUAAAUUAUUUAAAAUAUUUUUUUUUUCUGCCUUACAUUUUUAAUUUGUUGGUUUUUAUUUCAUAAAAAUGAACAGCCCCGGCAGGUAGACUAUUGAAUACAUGCUGAUUUUGUUUUAAUAAUUUAGGGGCCUUACAAACUGAAAAUCUUUUGGUAACUUUAUGUAAAAAUAUCAUUUCUCGAAAAUCAGUUAAUACACUUCAUAAUAUUUAUGACACUUAAACCAAAUCAAGGCAAAUUUACGCACGGUAGUAGCAAGAAUACAAAAACAAAAAGCCUGUGUAUUGUUUGCGUAAUCAUAGUUUCGAAACGGCAAAAACGUGUUAUAGAAAGUUCGUAAUCUCAAAACCUCUUUCUCAUGUACAUAUUUAGUUUGUGUAAUUUUUUUAAAUAGAGAGAAUCAAAUGAUGUGACAACUUCACCUUCUAUAAA
Molecule: messenger RNA, 16343 nt
Organism: Ceratitis capitata (Mediterranean fruit fly)
Lineage: Eukaryota; Metazoa; Arthropoda; Insecta; Diptera; Tephritidae
Gene: LRP1
Product: low-density lipoprotein receptor-related protein 1
Exons: 33
Coding region: 814-15027 (4737 amino acids)
Molecular function (GO): protein binding; calcium ion binding; zinc ion binding
Source: RefSeq, a predicted model, not a curated record